This is a messenger RNA of Naumovozyma dairenensis CBS 421, 534 nucleotides long. It is a transcript of the gene UGX2, whose product is annotated as Ugx2p. The coding region runs from base 1 to 534 and encodes 177 amino acids. The transcript has a single exon. The record is from RefSeq and is a predicted model, not a curated record. NCBI's taxonomy places the organism in Eukaryota, Fungi, Ascomycota, Saccharomycetes, Saccharomycetales, Saccharomycetaceae.
AUGAGCAGGCUAUUCUUAUCAGAAGCAAUGAGGGAAAGUGAAACCCCAGUCGUGUAUUCAACAAGUUCUAAUUUUUCCAAUUUCUCAUAUAACAAUAAACCAACCCUUUGUAUAUCGAGUUCUUAUUCACAGGGAUUCAUAUGGAAUCAAGAUUUGUUUGCCACACAAUAUGAACAAAAUUAUAAAGUCAUUUACGAUGGUCAUGAAGAUGACCUUCCUUCACUUAUUGAAACAUUUAGAAACCAUAUUAAAAGAAUAAAGAAGAAGCAUGAAAGACAUAUCUCAUUCUCGUCACCCUUUGAAGAUGAAUCAGAUAAAGACAAUGAAGAUGAUUAUUGGCAAGGUAAUUUCUCGAGUUUUCCUCCAUACGGGAGAGGGAGUAUUUACUCUGAUAGGCCUAGAAGAAAAUCUGAAAGAAGUAUUAGUUUUACCUCUGAUUCUAAAAGUGGUGUCUAUAGAAAAGCAGACGUUAUUGAUGUUGAAGUAGACUCAGAUACUCCUGAGAAUCGACAUUUGAAGUUUUUACUCUCAUAA